This is a messenger RNA of Drosophila mauritiana, 402 nucleotides long. RefSeq names its product cytochrome c oxidase assembly protein COX19. Bases 101 to 385 code for a protein of 94 amino acids. The transcript has a single exon. The record is from RefSeq and is a predicted model, not a curated record. Lineage: Eukaryota; Metazoa; Arthropoda; Insecta; Diptera; Drosophilidae. Gene Ontology annotation, biological process: mitochondrial respiratory chain complex IV assembly. Gene Ontology annotation, cellular component: mitochondrial intermembrane space.
CCUCUGGUCACACUGACGUGCUGUUUACACAAUUAUUUCGUAAUUUGAAGUCAUAUUUUAUCAAUGAAUUAAGAUAAGAAGCGCGCAGAGCUACUCACAAAUGACUUCGCAGAUCUACAGCCAGAAGAAGUUCGUGCCCACGCCGCCCGAGAGGGGUUCCUUUCCUCUGGACCACGAAGGUCUCUGCAAGAAGCAAUUCCUCCUUUACGCCAGUUGUUUGCGCAAGAACGCCCAGGAUACGAGCCAGUGCCGCCAGGACGCCCAGAACUAUCUGGCCUGCCGCAUGGACAACAAUCUUAUGGAGAAAACCGAGUGGUCCAAGUUGGGCUUUCACGACCAGAGUUCCAAGACCGAUCAAAAAGCACCGGAGGAGCAGAAGCAAUAGCCGGCAUUGUGAGCCAU